Molecule: messenger RNA, 402 nt
Organism: Rodentolepis nana
Lineage: Eukaryota; Metazoa; Platyhelminthes; Cestoda; Cyclophyllidea; Hymenolepididae
Source: the annotation of a GenBank genome assembly
AUGAGCUCUUUGGUUCUUGGCCGUUUAUUCUACGUUCGCUCGUUUUCCGUCUUUCAACGUGCAACUUUUGCUACCCAACAAGCCGUCGAUCCUAUUCAACGUGCAUUUGUUGAGAAACUUCGUGAGUAUCAGAUGAAGUCAAAAACUGCUGAAAUGGGUCUCGUUGGUGCCUCUGAAACUCAAAUUAAAGAACUCAAAGACUCACUUGGGAAGCUAGAUAAUGUGUUUAACGCCAAAGGUGCCGACAUGACUCAAUUUCCCAUUUUACAACAUAAAGAGCCCGAACUUACCAACCCUGGGUCGUCCAUCGUUGUUGAAUAUCCCGAGCCCGUACUUCUCGAAGAUGUCGAAAAAUCAGAAAGAUUGGACGAUGUUCUGACAAAGGGACCAAUCGUUAUAUAG